This is a messenger RNA of Rhopilema esculentum, 4311 nucleotides long. RefSeq names its product tyrosine-protein kinase Tec. The record is from RefSeq and is a predicted model, not a curated record. Gene Ontology annotation, molecular function: protein tyrosine kinase activity; protein binding; ATP binding. Gene Ontology annotation, biological process: protein phosphorylation; intracellular signal transduction. Lineage: Eukaryota; Metazoa; Cnidaria; Scyphozoa; Rhizostomeae; Rhizostomatidae.
GUUUUGGAAAAAGGGAGCAUGACGCCUGUGUCAUUACAGGUAUACUAACUGCUCAUAUUUUUGGUGUACCUAAACAAAUGCCCCAAUGGACCUUGGGCGUACAUGAAAUGCACCCUGGCAUCUCUUCUGUUGAACGUGAACCUGAAUAAAGUUUCCUUAGUGCCCUUUUAUGUCUUGGACCCCUGCCCUCUGAAAUUCCUGGUUGCGCGCCUGAGUUCCUUGUUAGUAGAAACUGACACGGAAAAAUGGAAAUCAAGGAAAAUUGCCUCAAUAAAGAAAGGGGACAGCCCCUCUCCUUCACGGCGUCAGUGUAUUCCUUCACAGUGUUCGCUGGUAGUAGGCCUCAUCGAAUAGCGUUCUUUAGCUGUGUGGAGCAUUUCGAAAGCUGCAGGGUUUGUUUUUAAAGGCAAUACACGCAACAUUUUGUACAGAAUCUAAUAUAGUACAUAGAACAGAGUGUAUUGUAUCUCAUUUUAUUUGCGGAGCAAAAUAUGCAUAUCUUGGAAGUUGUUCAUGGCUAGGCCGCUGCCAGAUCCCUUUCGCACAAGGAAGGAAAUGACAUGUCUUGAGUAAACUAAGAAAUAGAGUAAACGAUUCAUUUGCAGUGGAAUAUUUUUGAAUGCAGAUCGUAGAUUGGUUAAAUCUUGCACAAGAAAGUGGUUCUGAGUGAUUUACCAACGUUUUAGUUUUGGUCAUGUAUUUCAGUCCAAGUAAUCAACAAACCCUGAAACAAGGCGUGCUUACUAAAAGAUCUCAAGGCAAAAGCAAAAUUCUUACAACUUGUAACUACAAAUCUAGACUGUUCGUUUUGACUCCAGAAGAGCUAUCAUAUUAUGAUGGCACAGAGGAGAAAAAAGGCAAACAAAAAGGAACCAUUGCAUUAUCAAAGAUUAAAGUUGUAGAGAGUGUGGAUGAUGAUGCCUUGGAUCGAAAAUUCUGUUUUCAGGUCCAGCAUGACAAUUUAAUACUUUACAUCAUUGCAAAUAGUGAAGAAGAAAGAAAUGAAUGGGUCACUUCACUGCGAUAUGAAAUUUCCCAGCAGAAUCGUCUUCUUCUGGAGAACUUUCAUUCUGGACUCUAUAUUAAUGGUAGCUGGUCCUGCUGCAAAUGCGGCAAAAAUUCCCAAGGCUGCAAGAAGACCCAUUUUGCAACAAAUGUAUUUGAUCCUAGCCAAGGUGCUGACAUACCAAAGCCACCAAGCAUGCCUUUACCACCUGUACCGGAUGAAAAGAAAAAUGGCGACGCUGUAGAUGAAUCGAAAUUUAUGAAAGUUAUGGCUGUUUUUGACUUCAAAGCGUUGCAGCCAGGGGAUUUAUCACUUACCAAGGACCAGGAGUACACAAUCUUGGAUAAAGCACAGCCACAUUGGUGGAUGGCAAGAGAUUCUAUGGGGAAUGAAGGAUUCAUACCAAGUAACUAUGUGCGCAUGGAAAUUGGCCUUGAAGGUCAAAGGUGGUUUCACGGCGAUCUCUCCAGGCAAGAAACUGAAGACUUGCUGAAGCUUGAGGGAAAAGACGGUGUAUUUCUCGUUAAAAAUUCCAGCCGUCCUGGCAUGUACACACUUUCACUUAGUUUCCAGGGUGACGUAAAACAUUACCAUAUCAAGCUAACCGAUGAGGGUAAAUACUUCGUGUCUCCAAGACAUGCAUUUGAGAAUAUAAUCAAACUUGUGGAGUACCACAAACUCAACUGUGCUGGUCUUGUAACAAGACUCCGGUUUCCUUAUACAAACCAGGGUGGUGGACCACCAACACCAGUUCUUGGUCAUGAUAUUUUUGAGAUUGCUCGAGAAGAGAUAAGUUUUGGUAGACAACUUGGCGCCGGACAGUUUGGGACUGUCUAUGAAGGUGUCUGGAAAGGCAACCACCGAAUCGCCAUUAAGAUGAUGAAAGAAGGCACUAUGUCUGAGGAUGAUUUUAUUGAAGAAGCCAAAGUGAUGUCGAAAUUUUAUCAUAAAAACCUAGUGAAACUAUUUGGUGUCUGCAGCAAAGCGAGGCCGAUAUGCAUUGUUACAGAGUUGAUGACGAAUGGAUCGCUGUUGGAAUAUUUGCGAAAUAAUCGAAUGCUGCUAGAUCAAUUGAAUACGAUAUUGAACAUCAUUUUUCAAGUUGUUUGUGCUAUGGAAUAUUUGGAGGAGCAGCAAUUCAUCCAUAGAGAUCUGGCUGCAAGAAAUUGUUUGGUUGGAGAGAGAAAUAUUGUAAAGGUUGCCGAUUUUGGGUUAGCGAGGCAUGUCACUGAUGACGAAUAUACUGCUUCAGAAGGAACGAAAUUUCCUAUCAAAUGGGCAGCACCUGAGGUUAUUCACUAUACACGAUUUAGCAGCAAAUCAGAUGUAUGGGCCUAUGGAAUACUGUGCUGGGAAGUGUUUUCAGGCGGAAAAACUCCAUACCCUGGUAGACAAAACAUUCAAGUCGCUGAAGAUAUCAUGACGGGGUACAGAAUGGAAAUACCUGCAAAAUGCCCGCGAUAUGUCUAUGAUAUUGUCACACGAUGCUGGGAAGCUGAACCAGACCAACGACCAUCUUUUAGCCAGCUGUUUUCUGAACUCCAGGUGCUAAUUGAAGACUACACAGAAACCUGAUAAGUGCUCAUUAGACCUUUUGGUCGUUAAUAGUGGAAUUUUUUAACCAAUUUAAUGCAAUAAGAAUUAUCUAAAAUUUAUGUAAAUAAACGAAAUCACAUAAUCCAAGUUAACCAUUUACGGAAAUUAAAAUGUUAGACUGUAGUCUUUCUUUCUACGUUGGGUUUAUGAGAAAUCCAUCACUUUCGACAAAAGUCACAUUUCAUCAAAUGAUGCAUCGAACGAACGGAUGAAGUGCCUCUAAUUUUUUUGCAACCCUUCAGCCGUAGAUAUGUGCCUUGAAUACUCUGAAAUCUUGUGAUCAAAUUUCACAAAAGCAAUGCAAUUGAACGAUAAACAAACGAUUUUGAACUGCCUUCGUGAUAUAAAACCGAAAUGGACAUGCAUCAACCCUCGAUGUCCAGUGCUUACCCAGAAUAGAUCAAAGGUUUUACCUAACCGUGCAAUAGUCCUCCGCCCUCACUUCCUCCUAUACCAUUUUUUCUAUCUCACCUUCUCUACCAUAACUGUCACCUCCUCCAACGGUAUCGCACCCUUUCCUUUUAUCCCUCUCUUUUCUCUGUCUCACCUCCCAUGGAAAUUUUAACGCUAAAUAGAGAGCUUCAAAUCAAAUAAAAAUUUUAGUUUUACAGUCCAGAUUUAGGCCUUAUCCUCCCUUUUGCGGAUAUUUUUGAAUCCCAAAUCAUCUCUAUGCGGAUACAAAAAAGGUCGCGUCCACACGUAGCAUAUUUAAAUAGAAUCCAGCUAUCCACACGAUUUCAGCUUCAAUGUUGUUUUCGCAGCUCCUUUUUGAAUAUUUCUGUCAGGGCAUGUGCCAUGACACAGUUGAGGCAGUGUUACAUCAUUGGAUUAGAAUAUAUCCGGAUUCGAGCGUCCACACGUAAUGGGAUUCGUAGCUUUUAUACAGAUUUCCACUAUGGAGACCGAACUCGAAAAGUUGCGGAUACGAUAGCGUAUUCGUCGAUUGCGUGUAGACGUGAGCCCUAUCCGCAAUGAAAAGUUUGCGGAUUCAAAAAUGCCCGUAUACGCGUGGAUAUGGCCUUAGACACACGGGGACCUCUGUAAUAUACUUCAGUCUUUGAAAAUUGCUCAUUUAAAAAGCCUGAAGACUAGGUAAUCAGUGAAUUUUGAUAACUCGUUUAAGUUGUUUUGAUGAAAAUUUUUAGUAGUCGACUUAUAUACUUGAUUGGACCAAGAGUUUAGGAUAAAUGUUAAAAACUUUUGAUUGCACCUUAGGUAGUUUCCGUCUCUGAAUUUUUAACGUCGCAAUUUUUUAUUAGAAGUAGAUUAAGCAGUUUUCAUACCAAUGAAAGAAUCUGAAUUACUUUAAGUGUCUAUUACAUUUAAAUGGCUGCCGUUGGUUCUAUCUGCCGCUAUUCAUUUCAAAACUAUGCCCUGAAGGGAGAAGAGAGGAAGGCACCCUGCACUUUGAGUCUGUUAGGAAGAACUAUUGUAGCGGUAUAAGUCAGUUCACUGGUCCCGAAUCAAAUCCGUUUCUUUUUGACUUAAUGAAAAAAAUUAAUGAUAAGAAUUGAUUAUGAAUGAUUAUGAAUUUAUUAUUGAAAAUUAGUAAUAAAAAAUCUGUUAAUUAUUUUGAAUUUGUUAUAUUAAUGACAUAAAAUGUUUGCCUAAGUUAUAAAGCCUUUUGGUAUACACUUCUUUAGCAUUUUGUGACCACGACUUUUUUCUGUACAAUAUACUUAGUUUUAGGUGGCACUUGUCUUAUAAAA